AUGCGUGACACGAAGGAGCAUCGGUCCAGAGCACUGCAGGCUUCAUGGGACGCCGCCGUCAGCUGUGGCUUCGAGGCCCGGGUGGACUUCUGCGGGUGGUCCACCGGAGAGCAUCCCUGGCUGCGAUCCUCCAGCAGUGCCUAUCCAGAGACUGGACCGCCAUCGGCGGCUCAGGGCGGAUGGUACACUUAUGUGGAGUCCUGGGCUCUCGAUCAGGACUUCAUCCUGAGCAGCGUGUUCGAGCCGUCCGAGGCGAUCCGGCAUCUCCACUUCCACUUCCACAUGCACGGGGUGGACAUGGGCCGCUUGCGGCUGGAAGCUUUCAGCAGCGUUGGGUGGACGGAGCUAUGGUCACGAACAGGAGAGCAAGGCCAGCAGUGGCAGCUGGCAGUGGUGGUCUUGCCGCCACACGUCAAGGAACUGCGCUUCGUGGGGACCACAUAUGACGGCGGCUGGUGGAGCGAUAUGGCCCUGGACGCAAUCGGCACUGGGCUGCCCAGCGUGGAGUUCGAUCAGCUCGCCUGCGAGUUCCUUCUUAAUGCCUGUCUGUGGCAAAGCACCGGUGCCUCUUCAUGGCAGCUUGCGGGAGAUGCCGAUGGCCGUUGGCUGGAGGCUUCUGGGAACAGUUCCCAAGCGUCGGAUUGGGUCCUGGAGACAGCGGCUCUUUUCAACACCACUGAGGAAAAUGUCUUGGUUUUGGAGUAUCAGCUGUCCGGCUCAAAUACCGUGGCAUUGGAGGUACAACACCAGACCUCCGCUAACGGCUGGCAGCGUUUGCAGUUCGAGUCGGGUGGGCGCAGCGCUGUUUGGCACACCGCCAUCGUCGCCGUCCCUCCUUCUACUCUUGGCCUCCGCUUUGCGGCCAACAUCACCGGUGAGGCAGAUGUCGUGCGCAUCGACUCAAUCCAUGCAGAAAACAUACUGCACGACUGGAGAGACAUCGCGUGUGGUUUCGAGUCCGAUUUCUGCGCUUGGUCCACCAGUGCGAGCACGUGGCUGCGACAUUCAGGGGCUACUCCUAGCUCAGACACCGGACCGGACGAAGCUGGCAAAGGCGAGUGGUACAUUUACACGGAAGCCAGUAACAAUGAGAACCAGGAGUUUAUCCUCACCAGUGGCGUGUUCGACCCAUCACCUACAAGCCGGCUCCUCCAUUUCUUCUACCACAUGUUUGGGGAGGACACAGGCAGCUUGCGAAUGGAGACGUUGAGAAGCAGCGGCUGGACACAAGCUUGGUCACGAAUCGGAGAGCAAGGGAUGCAAUGGGGCGCAGCAUUGGUGACGCUGCCGCAGGAUGCGAGGGCUGUGCGCUUCGUAGGCACCACGGGCAACAGCUGGCAGAGCGACAUGGCCGUAGAUGGCAUAGCAGAAGGGCUGCCCACAGUUCUGUUCCGCCAGUUGUCCUGCGACUUCCGUUUUGACACCUGCCUUUGGCGAAGCAAUGGCAGCUCUUCAUGGCAGCUUGUGGGUGAUGCGAAUGGCCAGUGGCUGGAGGCUUCUCGAAGCGGUUCCCAAGCACCGGAAUGGAUUUUCGAAACGGCGGCUCUGCUGAACACCACUGGAGAGAAGGCAUUGGUUUUCGACUAUCAGCUGUCCGGCUCAAGUACCGUGGCAUUGGAGGUACAACACCAGACCUCCGCUAACGGCUGGCAGCGUUUGCAGUUCGAGUCGGGUGGGCGCAGCGCUGUUUGGCACACCGCCAUCGUCGCCGUCCCUCCUUCUACUCUUGGCCUCCGCUUUGCGGCCAACAUCACCGGUGAGGCAGAUGUCGUGCGCAUCGACUCUCUCCAUGCAGAAAACAUACUGCACGACUGGAGAGACAUCGCGUGUGGUUUCGAGUCCGAUUUCUGCGCUUGGUCCACCAGUGCGAGCACGUGGCUGCGACAUUCAGGGGCUACUCUUAGCCCAGACACCGGACCGGACGAGGCUGGGGAAGGCGAGUGGUACAUUUACACGGAAGCUAGUGACAAUGAGAACCAGGAGUUUAUCCUCACCAGUGGCGUGUUCGACCCAUCACCUACAAGCCGGCUCCUCCAUUUCUUCUACCACAUGUUUGGGGAGGACACAGGCAGCUUGCGAAUGGAGACGUUGAGAAGCAGCGGCUGGACCCAAGCUUGGACACGAAUCGGAGAGCAAGGGAUGCAAUGGGGCGCAGCAUUGGUGAUGUUGCCGCAGGAUGCGAGGGCUGUGCGCUUUGUAGCCACCACAGGCAACAGCUGGCAGGGCGACAUGGCCGUAGAUAGCAUAGCAGAAGGGCUGCCCACAGUUCAGUUCCGCCAGUUGUCCUGCGACUUCCGUUUUGACACCUGCCUUUGGCGAAGCAAUGGCAGCUCUUCAUGGCAGCUUGUGGGUGAUGCGAAUGGCCAGUGGCUGGAGGCUUCUCGAAGCGGUUCCCAAGCACCGGAAUGGAUCUUCGAAACGGCGGCUCUGCUGAACACCACUGAGGAGAGAGUCUUGGUUUUCAACUAUCAGCUGUCCGGCUCGAAUACCGUUACGUUGGAGGUGCAGCACCAAACCUCUGCUUUCGGCUGGCAGCGCUUGCUGUUGCAGUCAGGUGGCCGCAGCGCUGUUUGGAACGGCGCCGUUGUCAUCAUCCCUUCUUCUACUCUUGGCCUCCGCUUCGUGGCCAACAUCACCGGUGAGGCAGAUGUCGUGCGUAUCGACUCAAUCAAUGCGUCGAACGUUCUGCGCGACUGGAGCGACAUCGCCUGUGGUUUCGAGUCCGAUUUCUGCGCUUGGUCCACCAGUGCGAGCACGUGGCUGCGACAUUCAGGGGCUACUCCUAGCUCAGACACCGGACCGGACGAGGCUGGGGAAGGCGAGUGGUACAUUUACACGGAAGCUAGUGACAAUGAGAACCAGGAGUUUAUCCUCACCAGUGGCGUGUUCGACCCAUCGCCUACAAGCCGGCUCCUCCAUUUCUUCUACCACAUGUUUGGGGAUGACACAGGCAGCUUGCGAAUGGAGACGUUGAGAAGCAGCGGCUGGACCCAAGCUUGGUCACGAAUCGGAGAGCAAGGGAUGCAAUGGGGCGCAGCAUUGGUGAUGUUGCCGCAGGAUGCGAGGGCUGUGCGCUUUGUAGCCACCACGGGCAACAGCUGGCAGGGCGACAUGGCCGUAGAUGGCAUAGCAGAAGGGCUGCCCACAGUUCAGUUCCGCCAGUUGUCCUGCGACUUCCGUUUUGACACCUGCCUUUGGCGAAGCAAUGGCAGCUCUUCAUGGCAGCUUGUGGGUGAUGCGAACGGCCAGUGGCUGGAGGCUUCUGGGAACAGUUUGCAAUCUUGGGAACGGGUCUUGGAGACUGCGGCCAUGCUCAACGCCACUGAGGAGAAGAUCUUGGUGUUCGACUAUCAGCUGUCCGGCUCGGAUGCCGUGGCAUUGGAGGUGCAACACCGAACUUCCGCUGAUGGCUGGCAGCGCUUGCAGUUCGAGUCGGGUGGCCGAAGCGAUGCUUGGCAUACUGGUGCAGUUACAGUGCCUGUUGGCAGUGUCGGCUUCCGCUUCGUGGCCAAUGUCACCGGUGAUCUUGACCGGGUGAAGCUGGAUUCCUUGUCGGCGGUCGACGCAACUCUGGCGGAUGCGAGGUGCAGCUUCGAGCAGGACACCUGCAAGUGGGCAGGGGACUGGCAGCGCGUCAGCGGCCCCUCCCAAAGUCCUUUAGCCUCCAUGCCUGAUGCAGCAUUCCACGCCGAGAGCUACGUCUACGUCACCCCCCUCGAGAACGAGGCAGGGGGAAAAUUGCAGGUAUACGUGCUCACCAGCCCGCUCUUCCCCAGGCCCGGCAACGUCUCCUACCUGGAGUUCGCUUUCUACAUGUUUGGGACUGGCGUCGGCAAGCUGGAGUUAUGGUACCUGAAAGGUGUCCGGUGGAGCUUGCGCUGGUCCCGGCAAUCAAACCAAGGAGCCGAGUGGCUUCAAGCCAAGGUGAGGCUCCCAAGUGGCGUGGAAGGGCUCCGUUUCUUGAAGUUUGGUGGCUGGGGAACUUCGUCCAAAGUAGCUUUGGACGGAAUCCUGGCCUGGGAGGGGCCCGAAGCAAACCCGGCAGAGUUCCUGAGCCUUUCUUCUGGUGGCUACCACAACUGUGCAGUUCUCAAGGCCCAGGGCGUCCUGAAGUGCUGGGGAGCUGGAUUUCACGGCCGCUUGGGUUACGGCAGCGGUGCAGAUGUGGGCGGCGCUUCGGGUGAGAUGGGGGAGAACCUACCGGCCGUGGAACUCGGAGAGGCGGGCGUUCGAGUGACGAAAGUGGCCUGCGGUCAAUGGCACACCUGCGCAGUUCUCGAAACGGGCGUCCUGAAAUGCUUCGGGAGUGGCAGUGAUGGCAAGCUUGGCUACGGACACACCCGCGAUGUUGGCGACGAGCCCUUGGAGAUGGGCCAGCACCUGCCAGCGGUGGACCUGGGCACCGGUGCGGAGGUGGUGCAGGUGGCUGCUGGUAUCGACCACACCUGCGCUCUGCUUCGAGGCGGGCGCGUGAAGUGCUUUGGCCAGGGACGUCUGCUGGGCUUGGGAGACGAGCCCGGGGAGAACCGUGGCGACGAGCCCGGCGAGAUGGGCUCGAACCUCACCGCGGUUGACCUGGGCACCGACUUCGAAGCAGUGCAGCUGGCCUUGGGAUAUGCCCACAGCUGUGCUCUCUCAAGCCAAGGUGCCGUCAAAUGUUGGGGACAGGGCAACCGCCUGGGACUAGGACUGGGCGAUGGUGGAGUGUACAUCGGAACCAGCCCCAACGAGAUGGGCGAUGCCUUACCUGUAGUGGACUUGGGCCCCCUUCCUGCUGUGCAAAUCGCAGCCGGGUAUCUUCACACCUGCGCCGUCCUGUCCGACGGCACGGUAAAGUGCUGGGGUGAUAAUGGCUGGGGUCAACUGGGGCACGGCAACCUUGAAGAUGCGGGCGACCAGCCCGGUGAGAUGGGCACCAGUCUUCCUAUUACAGAUAUGGGCGAUGGGGUGACGGUUGUCCGCAUCGCGGCUUCGAGUGGCAGUUAUCACACCUGUGCUGUCCUUCAAGAUGCAAACCUGAAGUGCUGGGGCUGGGGAGGGAGUGGCUUGCUUGGCCAGGGCAACCUGGAGAGCUUGGGAGACGAGCCCUACGAGAUGGGCUCCAAUCUCCGCGCUGUCGGCCUCGGCAACCGCGAGGUGCGGGAUGUGGGCACCGGUGUCGGCCACACCUGCGUGCUCUUGAGCGACGACACCACGAG
Symbiodinium sp. CCMP2592 is the source of this 5198-nucleotide messenger RNA. The record is from the annotation of a GenBank genome assembly. Lineage: Eukaryota; Dinophyceae; Suessiales; Symbiodiniaceae.